Messenger RNA from Candidula unifasciata, 318 nucleotides. The record is from the annotation of a GenBank genome assembly. NCBI's taxonomy places the organism in Eukaryota, Metazoa, Mollusca, Gastropoda, Stylommatophora, Geomitridae.
AUGAUACCCCCGUCAUUGAAGAAGUCUGGGUUUAGCAAGGAUGGCUCUCUGAAAACUGCAGCAGAAAAAGCACCAAUCCACAGGAUUUGCAUCACCCAGACAAGCAGGAUCGUGACAACUGCUGAGGAAAAGAACCUAAAAGUAAAAGUGCCGGUGCACACGCCAACUAAAAUUGUGCAUAUCUCAACACCCAAAACCCUCCGUGGUGAAGGUUUCAAGACAUGGGAUAGAUUACAGUUAAGAAUCCACAAUCGCAUCAUUGACCGGCAUAUCGAACCAGAUGUGCAUGUUGAGGUUACCAUUACAGGUGCAGCAUAA